Molecule: messenger RNA, 3267 nt
Organism: Aureococcus anophagefferens
Lineage: Eukaryota; Pelagophyceae; Pelagomonadales; Pelagomonadaceae
Exons: 3
Coding region: 1-3267 (1088 amino acids)
Source: RefSeq, a predicted model, not a curated record
AUGGAGGACUUCGCCGACGACCUCCAGAGCCUGGGGCCGCGCGACGGCGCGGACGACGGGGGCCUGGACGCGGCCGACGAGGGCCUGCCGCGGGAGGCCAUCGACGUCGACUGCUUCGACGAGCUGCUCAACGCGCCGCUCGUCGACUCGCCGCGAAACGCGCGCCCGCCGUCCGCGGCCGGCGACGAGGAGCGGCGCCUGGCGAGCGGCGAGGUGAUGCCCUUCGAGACGGUGCACGCCUGGCUGCGCAAGCUCGCGACCGGCGGCGACGCGCCGCGGACCCUGCCCCUGCGGCCGUCCGCGUCGCCGUUCGCGCCGUUCUCCGGGCCGUCGGCGGCGUACGUCGUCUCGCGCGCGCGCGCGGAGGGCCGCGGCGAGUCGGGCGGCAUCUCCGUGGCCUUCCAGUCCGUGACGAACGGCGAGGCCUGGUGGGCGCCCGACGAGCUGCGGGGCGUCGUGCGGCGGCCCAUGGCGCGGCGCGUCCGGAGCGGCGAGGGCGCGGGCCGCGUCCACGGCUACCGGGGCUGGCUCUACACGCUGACGGCGCGGCCCGACGCGCGCGCGCCGCCGGCGGCGGACCGCGGCGCCGACGUCGCCCUCGUCCAGCUCUGGCGCGACGGCGGCACCGGCGGCACGAAGCGCGCGCGCGCGCCGCCCGACGACGAGGACUCGAGCCAGUUCUGCGACUCGCUCAGCGACGCGGAGAACGGCGCGACGGCGCGGAGCGGCGAGCGGUCGUCGCGGACGCCGUCGCCCCGGGGCCUGCGCAAGCGGCGCGACAACCUGUACACGGAGGAGGACGUCGUGCCGCGGACGACGCGGUUCCUGCGCGACGUCGUCGUCGAGGGCGCGAUCCGCGGCACGAUCCGCGCGCCCGAGGGCGCGGCGGACUACGCCGAGUGGUUCCCCUGGCACGACGACGUCCUCGCGUCGCCCAAGCUCCCGCCGCCGGGGUCCGUCGUCGCCAUCGACGCGCGGACGCAGAGCCUGACGCUCGACACGUCCGGCGACGGGCCCGUGCUCAUCACGUCGAGCCGGCCGUCCGUCGCCGCGGGCGUGCCCGACGACGAGGACCGGCGCCGACGGGGCGCCUUGGUCGCCUUCGUGGGCCAGGUGCCCGUGCGCUGCGACGCGGGCGUGCGCGCGGGCGACACGCUCGUGCCGUCCGGCGCGGGCGACGGCGCCGCGGCCGCGGCGCGCGCGGCGCCCGGGGCGGUCCUCGGCGUGGCGCUCGGCGACGCCGGCGACGGCCCCGGGGGCUUCGAGGUGCUGUGCUUCGUGCGCUGGCACCAGGCCGUGCAGCGCGAGGUCGGCCGCGAGCUCGGCACGUGGGUCGCGCGGUGCGCGCGCGCGGGCAGCAACGGCAUGUUCUGGCUGAGCCUCGUGCAGAUCGCGCUGACCCUGGCGCUGACGCUGAACACGACGCGCGGCGCCGCCCUGGGCCGCAAGCCGCCGCCGCGGCCCGUCGCGCGGCCGAGCGGCGUCGAUUUGGGCGAGCCCCGGUGGGAGCGCGUCCACAUGUUCAGCAGCGUCAUCAUCGGGGUGGACCACGUCUGCCUCUACGGCCUCAUCGCGCUCUACGGGCCCACCCUUCCCCGCCUGCGGCUCGUGAUGGCCCAGUGGGUCGUGGGCCUGAGCACGCUGCCGGCGACGUGGGCCGUCUGGGGCCGCGUCUCCGACGACCUCCAGUACGCCUUCGCCUUCUACUUCGCGCUGCUCCGCGCGCUCUACUACGCGACGCUCGCAAUGCUCGCGCGCGAGGUGCGCCGCGGCGACGUCGUCCCCAAGGGCCUCGCGUCGUGGCCGCGGACGCUCGCGUUCUUGCGGCGGCGCGCGGACGACAUCUGGCCGCCGGCGACGAUCCUGCUGUUGUUCGUCUACUGCAUCAGCAACCGCAUGGUCCAAACGAGAGACCUAAAAGUCCACGACCGCGCCGCGGGGGGCCGCACGGUCACCGUCGCUGCGGCGGACGCCGGCGUCUCCGUGCGCGUCGUGGUCCCGGACCAGUGGCUCGCGAGCGGCCGCUGCUGCGACAUCCUCCUGGCGCGCUUCCUCGCGGCGCAUGACCUCGCGCGCGACGCGCGCUACGACGACGGCUGCGAGAUCCGCUUGCGCGUCCGCCGCGCGGGCCGCGCCGUCCGCUGUUCGACGCCGCUGUCGGACGUCGUCGGCCGCGGCGACGUCGCGGUCGACGUCGAGCGCGCCGCCGCCGCCGCCGCGCCGUCGGCGGACGCGGCGAUCGACGUCGAGCGCGCCACCGCGGCCGCCGCGCCGUCGGCGGACGUCGCGGUCGACGUCGAGCGCGCCGCCGCGGCCGCCGCGCCGCUUCCGCCGCCCGCGACGCGCGGCGGCCGGGGCCUCGUCGUGACCUUCGUCUCGGAGGCCUACGCGCCGCUGCUGCACCUCUGGCUGCGGUGCGUCGAGCGGUCGGCCGCGGCCGUCGAGGUCGCGAUCGUCGCCCUCGACGGGCCCGCGCGCGCGGCGGCGGCCGCGUCGCUGGCGCUGCGGCCGUCGCUCCGGGGCCGCGUCGUCGAGCGGUCCUGCGCCGUCGACGGCGACGACGGCCGGCGGCGGCUCUGGAGCCUGCGGCUCGACGCGAUCCAGGACGCGCUACGAGACGCGGAGGCGCGCGGCCUCGACUUCGUGCUCCACAGCGACGUCGACGCGUUCUGGAUCGGCGACGCCUUCGCCGCCGCGGCCCGCCGGCUCGGGCGCCGGCUCGGUGCGUUCUCCGUGGACCUCGGCGGCCGCGCCGCGCGGCACAAGGGCUUCGCGCUCUGCCCCGGGUUCUUCCUGCUGCGCGUCGGCGCCGACGCGCGGGCCUUCGUCGCGGCGUGGGCCGCGGCCACCCGGGAGGAGCGCGACGACCAGAACGCGCUCAACUUCCUCGUCGACGACCGGCUCCUGAGCCGCGCGUGGCGCGCGACGGGCGAGGCCCGGCCCGCGGCGGGCCGGCGGCCCGCCGUCGCCGGCGCGCCGGACGCGGCGCUGGCGCUCCUGCCCUACGACGACUUCCAGCGGUGCCUCGCGAAGCACCCGCCGACGCGCGGCCGCCUGCCGACGCUGUGGCACCCGUGGCUCGACGCGACGCACUUCGCGCCCCGCGCCAAGGCCGAGCUCUGGGCCCUCGUCGUCGACGAGCUCCAGGCGGGGAGCACGGCCAUCCUCGACGACUUCUACGCCGACUCCGCGCGCGCGUCGUCGACGCUGACGCCGCGCGCCAUCGCCCGGCUCGCGCUGGGGCGGGCGCGGGCGGGCGUCACGUAA